AUGAUUGAUGAAAUAAGCUUGUUCAAGGAGGGUUUCUUUAAAGAUGAAGCCAUUUCUGAAAAGAAAGUCAUUAAAAUUAAUUUAAAUCACCUCCAGUUUUAUUAAAAAAAGCGAAAAUAAAUACAAUUAAAAUUGUUGUUACUAUUAAUAAUAAAAAUAAUUAUUUUACAAUAUAAUAGAAUUAAAAAAAAAAUGGCAAAUUCAAAUAUGUUACAUAAAUAGAUAGAAUCUUCCAUAAAAGGAUUAGAAAUGGAUUUAGAUGUAUUAAAUUAAUAUCAAAAUCAUUUUAGUCGAUAUUUGAUAAUAUUAGCAAUUUCAUCGAUCAAUAAUUCAUUAUGGAUUCUCCAAUUAAGUUAUGCAAUCCUAAAAAUGAGUUAAGUUGGCCAAAAAUUUUUAAAUUCCAUUUAAUUGAAUCAGAGUUUUAAUUAAUGAUGCUUUAAAUUGUAAAACCAUUGAUCAAUUACAAAAUCAAAGAUCAACUUCAUUACUAAUUACAAUCAGAUGAACCACAUUUAAAAAAAUCAAAAUAAACAGAAUUUACAUAAAAAUAGGAAUUAACUCUGGUUCAAUCACCAUCUUCUUAAUUGAUUUAAAAACCAUUAACUUAUUAAAUUAUUAACAAUAAUUCUUUUCAGGAAUAGAAACAUUGUCGUGUAAUAGCUGCCAAUAAAGAUUGCUCAAUAGUAGCAUUUAGUUGUUAUAGUCAAAUAAUAAUAAAUGAAUUCAACUAAGGAAUGAUGAAAGAAAUUCAAGUCCUAAAUGAACAUAGAGAUUAUAUAUAUACACUGAAUUUUAUGAAAAAAUCAGAUCAGCUUAUAUCUGGAGAUAAUGGCGGAUCUAUUAUAAUUUGGGGUAUAUCAAAUGAUAAUUUAUGGUAUUCCUCAUAACUAAUUAAAGGACAUAACAACUAUAUUAUGUGUUUAUUAAUGAAUAAUUAGGAAGAUCUUAUUAUAUCGAGUAGUGGUGAUAAUAUUAUUAAAUUUUGGAUUAACUAAGGUGAAUGGAUUUUUCAAUAAUCAAUCACUAAUCAUACUGAUUCCGUUAAUUAAAUAAGUUUAAACGACCAGCAAGAUAAAAUUGUUUCUUGUGGAUAUGAUAAUACUAUUUUAGUUAUUGAAUAUAAUCACUAAAAUAAUAGGUGGAUUGUAAUAUAAAAUAUAAAUGUUGAUUGUUUAGGAUUUCGUAUAUGUUUUAUCAAUAAUGAUCUAUUUUCAUUUCAACCUUAUCAAGGAAAUUUGAUAGAUUUCUAUGAAUUGAAAAGUGAAACUAAAAAGUUUACUAAAUCUAAGACAUUGAUUGUAAAUGAAGGGAAUGAUGGCUGGUAAUUGUUUCCAUAAUAAUAUAUUAAAGAAAAAUAGCUAUUAGUUAGUAAGCAUGACAAAUUUGUAAAUUUUAUUACAAAGUCAUAAAAUAAUAUCUUUUAUGUAGAAUAAUCUAUACAAUUUAAUACAAAUUGUACAUUUGGAUUGUUAAGUAAUGAUGGAGAGUAUUUUAUAAUAUGGGAUGAUUAAUCUCAAUAAAUUUAAAUAAGGCAAUAUGGAAAAAAAUGA
This is a messenger RNA of Paramecium octaurelia, 1550 nucleotides long. Lineage: Eukaryota; Ciliophora; Oligohymenophorea; Peniculida; Parameciidae. The record is from the annotation of a GenBank genome assembly.